GCUUGGUUCCACAAGGAGCACCUCUUUGAUCCAAGGAGCGCACCUUUAUGCAAGGGCUUGCAAUGUCAUCAUCGUCAUCAUCUUCAGCUUCACCAUCACCACCCCCAAGAAGACCUGGUAGACCCACUAUCUAUUCCCCUUCGGAAAAGAAGAGGAGGAGAAAGAGUCUGGAGAGGAAAAGGGCUCAGUCAAGGAUAUGUAUAAGAGAACAAAUAGGAAGAUGGAUGUCCCUUAGAGAAACACUUAAUGUCUUCUCGCAUGCUGAAGUUGCCAAGUUUUUAUUGGACUUAUAUGACAGUUAUGAAAACAGAGAUGUUGUAUGUAAGGAAUCUGAAGUCAAAAUACAGAAAGUGGAUAGAAACUCAACAUUAAAUGCAGAAAAGGAUGUUCCACAGACCUCUUCAACAUCAGCUACUGAAAGAUUACCAUGUGAAGAUUUAGAGAAUGAUUCCACAGACAACUCGGGGGAAGAAUUUACAAUUGAUAAUGAAUAUGACCUUUCUAAAAGUUUUUCUUCAGUUAAACAUUUGAAAAAUGUGUCUCUAGCAGAGGAUAUAUUGGGUAUCACAGAUGAAUGUGAUGCUGGGUCACAAGAUGACUUUAUAGAAAGCUUUGAGGAAACAACUCAUGAUAUGACUCUGGAUGACGCCCAGGAUAUUUCUCAUGAAAAAAUGCACAUUGUAUAUGAUCACUGCCUUCUUCAACUAGCAACAAAGAUUGUUAUGCCAAAAUGUUUAUUUUGUGCUGGUGAAGUUGAUGUUUCUAUACAGCCUGUUUCUUCCUGCGUGCAUUUGAUAUGGAAAUGUAGUGCAGGACAUGUAGCAUUUGAAUGGUCUUCCCAACCUUUGAUAAAAGGACAGAUAUAUGCAGGAGACCUUGCAUUAUCUUCUGCAGUCAUACUAUCAGGAAACAAUUUUGGAAAAAUUUCACAAAUGGCAAACUUUAUGAAGUUGACAUUCACAAGUGCAAAUACGUUCUUCGGACUGCAACGCCAUUUUAUUGUUCCAACAAUAGAAUCCUUCUGGUGUCGUAUGAAGCAACACAUUUUGGAGGAACUACAUGGGAAGGAGGUGGUCAUUAUGGGAGAUGGACACAUGGAUGGACCUGGCCACUCUGCACAGUAUUGUGUAUAUUCAUUCAUGGACUUAGAAACCAAACAAAUAUUAGGUGUUGAAAUUGUGGAUAAACGUAAAACACAACUGAAUUCCCCUUUUAUGGAGAAGGAGGCCUUCCGGAGAGCAUUACAAAAGUUGUUGGAUGAACAGCUAAUGGUCAAAGAAGUGGUUACUGAAGCACAUGCUCAAAUUUCAGCUCUGAUAAAAAAGAAAUUUCCUUAUGUCAUCCAUUCAUAUGAUAUAUGGGGUGGUGCCAAAAACCUUGGAAACAAAUUAAUUGAGGCUAGCAGACAGAAAGAUUGUCGACAUCUUUUACACUGGUGCUCAGAUAUUGUCAAUUAUUUCUGGUUUUGCUGCAAGGAAGCUAGUUCAUAUGAAAAAUUUAUAGGAAUGUGGUGUGGCUUAGUUCACCAUGUGGUCAAUGAACAUCAGUGGGCUAGUGGAAACGGCAUCAUUGAGGGACGGUGCAAACAUGGUCCUCAAAUGGAUGAAAGAGAAAAGGAAUGGCUAGAAAAGGGAAGCAAACCUCACACUGAAAUGUGCAGAAUAAUUUUGGAUAAAAAGUUUCUGAGAAACAUCCCAUACUUUCUACAGUUUAGAUCCAUCUUUGAUCUGGAGCAGUUUCAGCAGCAUGUGCAUAUGUAUGCUACCAAAAGAUAUGAAUACACAUACCCUGUCUACAGAGCAAGAUGUUUUUUGGCAGCAAUUGAUUACAAUAUGCAUUUGAACCGGCAAACCAUGCACAACCCACAAAAUCAGUUAAUAUACCGUAGAAUAUACCAUAGAAAAUCUGGAAGGUGGACUUUGGUACCCAAGAAAGAAAAUAAACCCUAUGUAUAUAUUGAUAACAUGAUGGAGGAAAUAUUCCAACGCUGCCUGGAGACAUAAAAAGAUGUCCUGAAGGAGAAACACCUGGAACAAAAUGUUUCACGAUUUAUUUCAAUAUGAUUUAUACUAAUUAGCUGCUGUCACAAUUUAAAAACAAAAAUCCAGACUUAUACUUACCACAAUUACUAACUCCAUUGCUUGGCUCUGUAGGAAGAUAUAAUUAUUUAACAUUUAGUCUCGAAUGGUUGUGAGCAGGAAUCUUUCUGUACUGAUAAAAUUGCAAGAAAUGGAUAAUCAGGUUUUAACUAAUAACUUGCUGGCCUAUUCUUAAUUUUAUAUUUGUCUACAACAUGUAUGUACACUAAAAUUUUGAGAGAAUUCUCAAAGAUUAAAACUACUUUUUGAUACAAAGUGAUAUGCAUAUUAUGUAUGGUAAUUUAUUUGUUUUCAGUAUGACACAAUCUCAUAGAUUAUAAACUUUUGUAUUUAUUUCAAACUAUCAAAAUGUCUUUUAAAUAAAAGGAUGCUCUUUUAUGCU
Alligator sinensis (Chinese alligator) is the source of this 2481-nucleotide messenger RNA. RefSeq lists its product as uncharacterized. The record is from RefSeq and is a predicted model, not a curated record. Lineage: Eukaryota; Metazoa; Chordata; Crocodylia; Alligatoridae. The transcript is spliced from 12 exons. Bases 48 to 2003 code for a protein of 651 amino acids.